AUGUCAGCCACCAGAUCUAUAAAGAAUAAGCAUCGCGAACCACGACAGAAGAAAAACCCUUCCAUGGCAUCUCUUCCAGCUUCUUCACGAAAGCGUAAGCCUCGUACUCUUGCCACUGUUUCCGCUAUUCUCGCCGUUUUACUCGUCAUUUCCGUCAUCUGUCUCUUGCUCGUUUCGUCGAACACUUGGCGUGCGUUCCAACAAGUGGUUUUGUAUGAGACGAUCUCUGUCGUCAAUGAGUUCCCUCACGAUCCUCAAGCCUUCACUCAGGGACUUCUUUAUGCUGGAAAUGAUACCUUAUAUGAGUCAACUGGUCUUUAUAAGAAGUCCUCUGUCCGCAGGGUAGCUCUUCGUACUGGGAAGGUUGAAAAACUUCAGAAGCUGGAUGAUUCAGUAUUUGGGGAAGGUUUAACUCUCCUCAGUAAUAGGCUGAUCCAAGUAACAUGGUUGCAGACACUUGGUUUCAUAUACGACCUCAAAAAUUUAAGCAAACUUGGGACAUUUAAUCAUGACAUGAAAGAUGGCUGGGGUCUUGCAACUGAUGGAAAAGUCUUGUUUGGAAGUGACGGAAGUUCAACAUUAUACAAAAUUGACCCUCAAACAUUUAAAGUUAUAUCCAAACACGUUGUCUUCUAUAAGGGUCAUCAAGUACACAAUCUUAAUGAACUGGAGUAUAUAAAUGGUGAAGUUUGGGCAAAUGUUUUUAUGACUGACUGUAUUGCAAAAAUCUCUCCUAAAGAUGGUGUUGUUGUUGGAUGGAUUUUCCUACCAAAUUUAAGGAAAGAAUUAAUCAAAGCUGGGAAUGCUAUUGAUGUUCUGAAUGGGAUAGCAUGGGAUGCUGAGCAGGAACGGAUUUUUGUGACUGGAAAACUGUGGCCCAAGUUGUAUGAAAUCAAAGUUUUACCCAUAAAAUCAACAAUCGAAGAAGGGAUGGUUGAGCAGCUUUGCUUGCGCAAGCCUUUCGAAUUUCAAUGA
Vicia faba (fava bean) is the source of this 975-nucleotide messenger RNA. The record is from the annotation of a GenBank genome assembly. Lineage: Eukaryota; Viridiplantae; Streptophyta; Magnoliopsida; Fabales; Fabaceae.